UUCAUAAAACCAACUUCAAGUAUGAGAUUUAACCACUUAACGUCAGUUUAAAAAUUAAAAAAAAUUAUCAUGUUUGUUUCUGACACAAAUAAUCUUGGGAACUUUCACUCACCGUUUUGGAAUAAAAAAGAUGAAUUUGAAUUCAAUUUCUUUGCUAUAAUUAUAGAAAAUAAUUAAUAAAAAAGAAAAAAAAAUGGAAUUAAGAAAAGGGGAUGCAAUUGCAUGUGAAGGAGGUUCUAGUGCACGUGUGAAACGAGGAAAGAAUAAAAUUCUAGAAAUGGAACUUCAUCUCAAAAGCUUAAAAGAAAAAUUAAACACACUCGAAACUAUGCUUCCACAUUCAAAAACUGAUGAUGACCAACAAGAUUGCCCAAAAACAAAUGAAGGAAAUUUGAAUAAGGAUGAAAUGUGUGUUCUCCAAUCAUUGGCAGUGAAGGAGAAGAAGUUGCGUGAUGAGAUUUUCAAAAUUGAAUGCAAGGAGAAAGAAUAUUUACAAACUUUAUCGCAGGCAAAUGUUGAAAAUAAUAUUAACGAAGAUAAAUGUAAUUUCACUCGAAUCGAUAAUUCGUUGAGAAGUCGUAAAGGAGAAAGCGUAGAAAUAGAGAAAAUUUCUCGUUUAGAAGAAUACAGUAAAAAACUGUGCAACUGUUUACGGAGCAUAAAAAAUAAUCGUAAAAUUUGGUCUCGACAAGCUGGCGAUUUAUCAAAAGAACUUAAUUGCUUGGAAAAUUCUGGAUUGAAAUCCUCUCAAGAUUUUGGUCCUGAAGGAUAUAAAACAAUUGAGAACAAAAUAUGUCCUUGUGGAGAACCAGCGAAAUGUGACAGUUGCAUUAUUUGUAACUGUGCUGAUUGGGAGCAAAAUUUAAAAAUAGAUAUUGAUGAAAAACGAGAAGAAUUCAAUGAAUUACAGCAGAAAGAAGUAUCUCUUGUGGAUAAAAAAAGUAAUUGCAGAUGUUUCUACACAUCUUCUAAUUCUGAUGCUAGUUCACAAUCCUUGGAAAUCAAUAAUAUAUACCAAUGCAGUUUGUCGAAAAUGCACUCCGAAAUGUCAAUCGAAACUCUCUCUGUACCAUCUACUGUGGAUUGUGAGAUUAUAGGAAAUGAAGAAGACAGAAAAAAUUAUUGUUGCCUCUGUAAAUCUGAAGACGAUUAUCAAAAAUUUUGUGAAAUUUGCUUAUGUGAUUGGGAACGAGAAUAUAACACAAAUCAACAACUUUAUUCCGUGAAAGAUGAUGAAAAUUGUCAUCGGUGUAAUGUCUGCAAUGAGGAAAGAUUCAGAGGCGGAACAGAUUUCGGAAUUUCAAUCAACCAUCACUGUUAUGAAAAUUGUACGGAAAAUUUGACAAAUAUUUUGAAACCAACAGCACAUCAUGAUGAGAAUAAGGAGAUAAGAGAAAAAAUUCCCAAUGACUUGGAAGACAAACGUUUUUUAACUCAUUCCUCACUGGUUUCCAAGUGCCUCAAAAUUGAAAAAACAAAAAGGAAAGAAGUUAUUGCAACUUUGAUGAAAGAAUUAAAUCAAACGCCUAUUUCAAUUCGAACCGAAAUUUAUGAACAACCAAAAAAGAAAGAACAAUCAAAUUUUACAAUUCUAACAAAAGAUUUAGCAUUUGGAUUCUUAAUAUUGCUUCUUACUUAUCUUCUAUUGGGGUGA
Molecule: messenger RNA, 1654 nt
Organism: Leptopilina heterotoma
Lineage: Eukaryota; Metazoa; Arthropoda; Insecta; Hymenoptera; Figitidae
Exons: 8
Coding region: 194-1654 (486 amino acids)
Source: RefSeq, a predicted model, not a curated record